CUGGGUUCUAUAUAAGUUCUCUCUCCAUUCUUCACCAAUGUUGGGAACUUUUGCUUCUCUUUGAAUUGGUUUGUUCUUUUUUUCUCCUUCUCUUUUUCUUUCUUGUUCUUAUGUGUUUUUACAAGCCUCUCCAUCUAUAUUCUGCUCACGCAUCUCAAACAGCUUCCACUCCUUCUUCCCCUUCCGCUCCUUCCUGCGUCUUUUAUUCUCUUGUUGACGAUAUUUUGCCUGCCACCAUGCUCACUCCUAGAUCCUCCCUAGACAAGAAGAGACCCUCCGUCGAGCUUCCCACUUAUAACCACUCUGCUCAAAGCUCCAAUUUGAAAGAGCAAUUUGAUGACUACAAAGAGAAAUACAUGUCUCAAGAAUCCAUCGUCUCCUCCAGUGAUGAGAAAUCAUUCAAACUUAAGGUUUCCACGCUCAUUAAAGACUCCAAUGUGUUUUAUUCUGAUGAGAAGUUCGAAUUGCCAUCGCCAGUUACGCAAUCCACUCACCAUCGCUCAUCUUCUUCUUUGUCGUCCAUCCAACUAUCCAAGUCUUUGAAAAAACAGUCCAAUGUCGUUAAGCAAGGUGUUGUUGUUUACUUGUUUCUAUUGUCUGUUUUAUUCUACUUGAUUUUCUCAGGCGAGACUUAUAUUCCUGCCACUUCAUACGAACAUAAAUUUUUUUCAUCUUCCAAUGCUCUUGCCCACUCUGCUGUUGAUGACAUUGCCAUGCCCUGUCACAAUCAUGACGAGUCUCACAUCGACAAGACCAUUAUUGAGCUAUCUCCUUUCAGCGAUCCAAAAAAAAUUAACGUCAUAUCCACCACCACUAUUGAAGAUAAACAGGUUCAAGUCAAAUCCACUGACUCGAGCUCUGAUUCCGAAUCCAAGUCUUACAACGUCAAAACUCAAAAGCUACUAAUUGAUGAAGAUGGUGACGGUUUGGGUGAAUCUUACUAUUUAAUUGAGCAAUAUAUGUUAUUAGAUUAAAUCGACUUAGCCUCAAAUUCAACUUAGUUCUAAUCAAUUUAAUCUGGCAACGUUCUUGCUUGGUGUUUCUUAUUGGUUUUUUUUAUUGUUCAGAUUGUGGUUCAUUAUCGAUAUUAGCGUCUAAAAAUUUUUCUUUGCUCCCUUAGUUAUUAGUUAUUAUCUAAUUUGGUCUUUCGUUUCUGGUUAUUUUUUCAGGCUUUUUUUGGCUAUCCUAUUUUUGUUUCAUUUAAUAUUUUUUUUUUU
This is a messenger RNA of Ascoidea rubescens DSM 1968, 1217 nucleotides long. RefSeq lists its product as uncharacterized. NCBI's taxonomy places the organism in Eukaryota, Fungi, Ascomycota, Saccharomycetes, Ascoideales, Ascoideaceae. The annotation marks the transcript as partial. The record is from RefSeq and is a predicted model, not a curated record. The transcript has a single exon.